This is a messenger RNA of Paramisgurnus dabryanus, 6934 nucleotides long. RefSeq names its product A disintegrin and metalloproteinase with thrombospondin motifs 12. Gene Ontology annotation, molecular function: metalloendopeptidase activity. The record is from RefSeq and is a predicted model, not a curated record. Gene Ontology annotation, cellular component: extracellular matrix. NCBI's taxonomy places the organism in Eukaryota, Metazoa, Chordata, Actinopteri, Cypriniformes, Cobitidae. Gene Ontology annotation, biological process: extracellular matrix organization; proteolysis.
CAUCAUAUUCCUUCAUUCAACGCAAACUCUCUUUCUCUGUCUGUCUGUCUGAGCCUAGAUGUCUCCAGCUUUCACCAGAAACUCCCACCGUGACGCGCGUUACAACGUUUCUCCGCGCGCAUUUUUACUGCUUUAAUGUUGCGCUGCGAAAAUAUGCCACAUCGUGCUAUCGUUGCGCUUUUUCGUUUACAUUGCGUUUUUCUUUUGGCUGCAAGCCACGUCGAGAGCUCUGAAGCGGACUACCUCUUUCCAGACACAGAGCAAGACCUCUUCAUCAAACAGCACUCUGAGUUUUACAUCAUUCACCCUGAAAAAGUGGACAAGGAUGGUAAUUUUUUCUCCCACGCUUUAUUGCAUCAUGUCAUGAACAGGCAACAUAAGAGAGACCCGAGUCCAGAAGAGACACAGGUGUAUUACAAACUUAACUACAAAGGUCAGGAGUUAACUCUCAACCUAACCACCAACAAUAAUCUGCUCUCCUCUGAAUAUGUGUUGGAGAGGCGUAAUAAAAGUUUAAUGGAGACGCGGACACAAAUGUCCGGGAAAGGCACCUGUCAUCUUAUUGGCACUGUAACGUACCACAACACACAAGGGACGGCCGCCAUCAGCACCUGUGACGGAUUGAGAGGGCUGUUAAAUUUACCUGACGGUCCAGUAUUGAUCGAGCCGGUCCGUGGCUACACCCCAAACGUCACUCAUCCACAACACCCGCAUGUGAUCUACCGAAGUUCGGCCUGGAAUGACGUCAGACGCCGGCGCAGCACAGAUGAACACAGGGUUCAGGACAGUCCCUGCGGGGUCAAAGAUGGUCCGGAGUAUUCCCAACAGGUGGAUCAGGAGAGAGACCGCUGGGAACAGGAACAGAGCCAGCAGGGUGGAGAUCAUAACCGUGAUCCAGAUCGGGAUUGGGAACGACCGCGGCGAAUCUCCCCGCGCUCCAUUAGCAAAGAGCGCUGGGUGGAGACCAUGGUGGUGGGUGACUCCAAACUCAUGGACUACCAUGGAAGUGGGAACAUUGAGUCUUACAUCUUCACCAUCAUGAACAUGGUGGCUGGAAUUUUUCAUGACGCUAGCAUCGGUAAUGCUGUCCAUAUCGUGUUAGUUCGGCUCAUUUUGCUACACGGAGAUGAGAAGGGACUGAAGAUCGCUCAUCUCGCUGAUACGACUCUCAGCAGCUUCUGCACUUGGCAAAAGAACAUCAACCCUCAAAGUGACACACAUCCUGCACACCAUGAUGUUGCUAUACUUAUAACACGGAAAGAUAUCUGCGCAGGCAAGAAUCAACCCUGCGAGACGCUGGGAUUGUCUCACUUGUCUGGCAUGUGUCAGCCUCACCGCUCCUGCAAUAUCAAUGAGGAUUCGGGACUACCUGUUGCCUUCACCAUCGCUCAUGAGCUUGGACACAGUUUUGGAAUCCCUCAUGAUGGACAAGGCAAUGAUUGUGAGCUUGUUGGGUCACAACCUUUCAUCAUGUCACGCCAGCUCCACUACGACUCCUCUCCUCUCACCUGGUCCUCCUGCAGCAAGGACUACAUAACACGCUUUCUCGAUCGUGGUUGGGGUUUCUGUCUGGAUGAUCGUCCAUCUAAGAGGGACCUGACCACCCCGGUGGCAGCACCUGGAGUGCGAUACUCCACAAAGCAUCAAUGCCAGCUGCAGUACGGCCCCAAUGCAACUUUCUGCUCAGAAGUAGAUAAUGUGUGUCAAAUCCUCUGGUGUUCCGUGAACGGAUCAUGUCGCUCCAAAUUGGACUCACCUAUAGAUGGAACCAGAUGUGGACCUGAUAAGUGGUGUAUCUCUGGUGAGUGUGUAAUUGUGGGGAAGUUACCGGAAACAGUGAAUGGAGGGUGGGGCCCUUGGAGCAUGUGGUCUCACUGCUCGCGUACCUGUGGAGCUGGCGUCCAAUCAGCAGACAGAGAAUGCAACCAGCCCAAGCCUGAAUUCGGAGGGAAGUACUGUACGGGCGAGCGUAAGCGCUACAGGAUUUGCAACACAAAACCAUGUGCCCGACAAAAACCCACCUUUAGAGAAAUGCAAUGCAGUGAAUUCAACACAGUGCCUUAUCACAAUGAACUCUACGAGUGGAUACCUGUCGCCAGCACCUCUCGUCCCUGCGAGUUGCACUGUAAACCUUUGGAUGAGAAUUUUUCUGAGAAGAUGUUGGAUGCGGUCAUAGACGGCACACCCUGCUUCAUGAAUAACAGCAGCAGGAACAUCUGUAUCAAUGGUGUGUGCAAGGUGGUGGGUUGUGAUUUUGGCAUCAAUUCUAAUGCUAAAGAGGACGGCUGUGGUGUCUGUCUUGGCGAUGGAUCUACCUGUGAAACGGUGAAGAAGACCUUUCUGGAACAAGAUGGGUUUGGUUACAUGGACCUGGUUUUGAUCCCAGAGGGAGCUCGGGAUAUCUUCAUACAAGAAGUAGAAGAGGCUGGGAAUUUUCUGGCGAUUCGAGCUGAUAAUUCAGAGGAGUAUUACCUCAACGGGAAUUACAUUAUUCAGUGGAAUGGAGAGUAUGAGGCAGGUGGCACAAAAUUUUACUAUGAUCGCAGUGGCAACAUGGAAAAUCUUACCUCGGCAGGACCAACAACACAACCUAUCAUGAUCCAGCUGUUGUUUCAAGAGCUCAACCCUGGUGUCAAUUACGAGUACACCAUUAAGAGAAGUCGACCACUGGGGAAUGAAAUCCUCAAACCCGAGUACACCUGGAAAUAUGGAGCCUGGUCUGACUGCAGCGCCACCUGUGGGUUUGGUGUGCAACAUCAGCCCGUACGCUGUUUUGAGGCUGAAAUUGGCGUAGUUGAGGAAAUGCUCUGUGACCCCGGUACACGUCCCGAAGACGGACAUCGCAAGUGCAAAAACAUGGACUGUCCUGCAAGGUGGUGGGUCGGUGGAUGGCAGACGUGCUCGGCUACGUGCGGUCCAGAUGGAUUGAGAAAGCGCACGGUUCUGUGUGUGCGUACAGUGAUCGGAGAAGAACGGGUUCUACAUCCUGGAGACUGCAGACAGAUGCUUAAACCCAAACCUGUGGUACCUUGCAACCGAGAUAUACCGUGUGGGUCAGAAUGGGUAGUGGGGAACUGGACGGAGUGCUCUCUGUCCUGCGAAGGAGGUGUAAAGUCCAGAAUCGUCAAGUGUGUCGCCAAACGUCCGGGCCAGUGUAACCCUGCCAAUCGACCCCGUUCCACGAUCCUCUGUAAUCUCCAAAGCUGCUCGUCCAGUAAUAAGUGGACGGGUUCGCCUUUCCGACCACGAUUACUACCUCGAGUCCCCCCCAAAAUCCCAGGGUACAGCACCACUACCAUCACCACCAGCUAUAUAACACAAACCACCAAAUCCAUAACAACAUCUGAUAUCAUCCAUGAAGAUGAUCGAGAUCUUAUCUUGGUUAGGGAUGGUGACAGAGACAAUGGUGGUCAUGGCGACACAAAGAUCAAAGACCGCAGUGCUCCUGAGGAAGAGGAAGGGAGCACCGACUUGCAGGCACCUGACAAAAGUUCAACAUACACACCGGGUUAUGAUUACAUUGUGGAAGAUCAAACUGGAGAAGACAAUAUUGUGACAUUAAGUCCAUCUCCUGAAACAACAAUGUCACAUGAAGUCACUGGAAGACCGUCAUCCACACAAAUGCAUUACAUCCCCACAUCGCUCCAAUAUAGUGACCAUGUGACAACACAUCAACCAACUACUGCAAUGCCCAAACCGAGCACUUUAACGUCUUAUAAAUGGGAAUCCAGUCCAACAGGCUCAUAUUAUCUAAACACCGACCCAAAUAUUCACUUAACAGUGUCACGCUUCAAUACUGACAGUCUACAAGCAACCGUUCCAACAGUGAAAAUACUGAAAAAGACGACGAGAGGACUCAACAAAACCAAGGUGCCUAAAGCAGUCAGGCAGAGGCCAGAAACGCUGACAAACACCAGCGAUUAUGGGAACUUGAACGCACGAGAUCCCAUCAGUAGAAAUGCAUUCUGGGAAGUGGGCAACUGGAGUGAAUGCUCCAGUACGUGUGGUCUGGGUGCGAUGUGGCGGUCGGUAGUCUGCGACUCGGGGCGUGAUGAAGAUUGUGCCAAUCUGAAGAAGCCGGAACCGGCCCAACGAUGCAACCUGCGACCGUGUGCCAUCUGGAAGAUGGGAAACUGGACCAAGUGUCCUGAAGGUUGUGUCGGUGGUAUGAAGCAUCGUGACGUCCAGUGUAUCGACACCCAGAGCAGACGCCCUUUAAGGCCGUUUCAUUGUCAAGCUCUGUCCUACAAACCACCCAGCAGUGCCGCCUGUAACACUCAGCCCUGUCUACGGUGGGCGUUCUCACCCUGGGGAGAGUGCUCUGAAAGCUGUGGACAGGGAUGGAGGAACAGGUUUGUGUUUUGUCCCAAAUCCGAGCGCUGUAACAUCACACUCAAACCCAACAGUACAGAGCCCUGCUAUCUUCAGUCGUGCAGUCGCUGGGUGUCAGAGGAUUGGGGUCAGUGCUCUAGGAGCUGUGGUGGAGGACUUCAGAAGCGAGUGGUGAGAUGUGUAAAUGAGGAGACCGGAGACGAAGAGAAAACUUCACAGUGUGCACAAAACGAUAAACCCGACAGUGUUCAGACCUGCAACAUGGACGACUGUAAAACUGAUCGUGGGCUGAAGUGUAAGAGAAACAGCAUGUCAACACUUUUCUGCGAGAAACUCAAGCUGUUGGGUCGAUGCUCUCUGCGUUCAAUUCUUAAGCAGUGUUGCGUCACAUGUACGAUGUAAUACAGAGGUCACACAAUAAGGUCAAAUUUGGUUCAUUGAUGUAAAGCUGAAACUUCUGGACAUGUGAAAUGGGUUCACGAUGAUCUAGUCUACAAAAAGACAGACGGUCCACUCAGAUAUGUAUUUUUAUACUUGAACAUGAGAAUAGUGAGUGAAUUAAAAAGUGCAUCUUAGGAUCCCACACACAUUUAAAACAGCUGUCAUUCAUUAUAUUUGGGAAACGAUCAUGUGCUUUUACCUACAACUCGGAUGAACAUUUUACUGUUGACUCUUUUACAGAUUUUUCUUUUAUAUCAGAACUAGAGGUCUUCUUGCAUCCAAAGAAAUGUAUUCGACCCAAAAAGACUCAAAUCACUUUUUACCCGAACCUGACUUAAAUAAUUUUUUUUUUUAAAGAAAGACCCGACCUGAGACAAACCCCCAAAAAUUGGACGACACUAAAAUUGAUUAACAGAUUUGUCUCAAUAAAAACGAACCUACCGUCAACCACACGAUGUCGCAAGCGCUCUUGGCAAACAGAGGAGGGGUCUGAAAAGGACUGGAUGCAUACACGUGAGAUAGUUUGAGUCGUCUCGGGUCCGUUUGACAAAAACAGAUUAAUUUUACAUUACCCGAGACCCGAUGCUGCUAUUUUUAUACCCGACCUGUGUCCGAGGCACACGUGAAACCUUAAGACCCAAACCUGUUCAGGUCAAACCUCUAGUUUUCGGAUUUAAGUGGACCUGUGAAGACCCCUAAUCAAAACAACAAACCACAAAUCUCUCCUGCAAUCCAUAACUGUUUUAAAAAAACUGAUACUAAGCAAGCACAUGAAAAUUCAGAGUCUCCUUUCAGCUGUUUUUCAACAAACGUAAAUAUUGGUAACCUGCAAUUUUAGGUGUCGAACAGAGAUUGUGAUAGAGAUGCAAAAGCAGACUAUUUCUGGGCCACCUACAUGACCCUGGACCACAAAACCAGACAUAAGGGUCAAUUUUUUGAAAUUGAAUGAACAAAUAAUCUUUCUGUUGAUGUAUGGUUUUUUUAGGAUAGGACAAUAUUUGGCACUGAUGAAACUAUUUGAAAAUCUGGAAUCUGAGGGUGCAAAAAAAUUAAAUAUUGAGAAAAUCACCUUUAAAGUUGUCCAAAUGAAGUCCUUAGCAACACAUAUUAAUUAUGAUAACUACACACACACACACACACAUAUAUAUACAUAUAAAUAUUUACGGUAGGAAAUUUACUAUAUAAAAAAAACAUAAUAUCCUAAUGAUUUUUGGCAUUAAAAAUAAAUGUAUAAUUUUGACCCAUACAAUGUAUUGUUGGCUAUUGCUACAAAUAAACCCGUGUGACUUAUGACUGGUUUUGUGGUCAACAAAAAUACUAAUAAUAAGUUUUCACUAUGACAAAACAAUACCUGUUGAGAGAGAAAGAGAUGCGGUCAAUAUCUGUGUCAAGUAUUUUUGUAUAAAUGACUUUCAAGCAUGCAUUAAAAUCUCAGGUUAUUGGAUGUGUAAUUUUUUCCCUUUUAUAAUUUGGUGCAAAUGUUUCUUCAGUCAAUGUUUGGACAGAAACAUCUUUACAUUUUGAACAUUUUCAUAAACAUACAUUUUCUAUCAGACAGAAUUUCAAUACAUGUACAUCUGUCUGUUUACACUAAUGUUUUUUUUUAAAUCUCUGUUCAUUAAUGCACAAAAAGAAAAGUAAAACUGUGAAGUAAAUAAGUUAUUUCUAACCCUAAAUAUUGCAUGAUUUUCAGAUUAAUAACUUGCGUGGUGAGAAUUUCUGUAAUUCAAUUUAUUCAAAUAAUUUCUUGUGUCUCUAUGGAGCAGACUAACAUGCUACAGGUCACCAUCUAUUAUAUUAUUAAUACAAAUCUUAUUUCUUGUAUACCACUUAACAAACACAUUUGAAAUCCUAUCUCAGGAUAUGUGCAUUAAUGAUUGUGUCUGCACUGUAUUUGUGGUGUUUUUCUCUAAUUCAUGUAUUUUUGUUAUGUAUAAACUGUGUGAAUGUUGUUGUAUUUGUGUGGUUCAUGGUGCUGUAAACGGUUGGUGCUUCAUCAUCUGGUGCUCAAUAACACUGUUAACAGAUUCAAUGCACAUUGUUACUGUGGAUGGAGGAGUUGCAGGUUCAAUCCUCUUCAGCUUUUAAAUCGGGCAUGAAUGUUUUAUAGUGAAACUGCUUUGUGUGUAAUAAAUAAAUACAGUCAUGAUGUGAGCAGAUA